Messenger RNA from Durusdinium trenchii, 7808 nucleotides. The record is from the annotation of a GenBank genome assembly. NCBI's taxonomy places the organism in Eukaryota, Dinophyceae, Suessiales, Symbiodiniaceae.
GAGACCCGUAGAAUCACCCCGUAGAAUCGUAGAGACUGGAGCCAUGAUCAAGUUGCUCAACGUGCUUUGGCUCUCAGGAGCAGCUGCCCUGGUGCCAACCCAAGUCCGUAUCAAGCAACCAUCAACAUGUGCGACUGACACGUGCUCCUGUGCGGACCUGGAAUCAAUCAACAUGGACACGGGUGCGAUUCUCGUCUCCAAUGACACUCAGAUUCAUGCAGUGAAGUAUUGGCCAGAGCCAGUCGGAUAUCAAGAAGUCUUUGCCGACCGAAGUCGAGAUCCAUAUAACCACAACUAUCAGGACAUACAUUCAAGAGACCUGCCGGUGAUCCGCAACGAACUUGGGGCAAACACUCUGCUUCUGGCACCUUGGAGCUUUAAGCAUCGAAGCCACGCACAGUUCUUGGCCAAGGCAGCGGAGAACGAACUUCGAGUCAUUCCUUCCUUUGAUCUGACUUGGUAUUGGAAAGAUGGAGCAUGGACCUUGCCUGCAACUCACAAAACUCUGGAGAAGGACUUCCACGACUUCCUUCAAUAUUCAGCAGCAGUUUCCGAAGAAAAGCUUUCUACACCCAAUACCAUUCUCAUGUGGAACUUGGUUGGCUUGCCGUCUCCCAGUUCGUUACUCCCAGUUUCAUGCGUUGCUGGAGCAAAGACUGACGUCUCGAACUUCCGCAACUGCAUUUCAUCAAAUGGUGACCUGUUGGACACACUCGUGUCUGUGCAGACACUGCAGGAGAUCCUUCAAACCAUCCGAGAAACCCAGCAGAAGUUCCACUGUGAAGAUGCACAUCCUGGUUGUGAUGCUCGUGAUGAUGUGUCAGCUUUCAAAUUUGAUAGACCUUUGGCAUUGACCUUGGAGCUAGGACCGGAGUUCUUUCUCUCUGUACCAGCAAUCGAUGAGUAUCUCCAAGCUCUUGUCUUUUGGCUUGAGCGAGUUUUGGGCUGCCAUCCGAUUGCAGUUGGGCAAGUACAAGUACCAACAACCUUGGAGGAGAUGGCGCAGUCCUGCAGCUUCAAUGGCCAUGGACUCUUCGACGCAUGGGUUCUCAAGGUUCAUGCAGUUGCUGAUGAUGUCGAAGCGCGAGCCAUUCGUCGCAUCAAAGAGCUCUUCGGCCAGCCCAAGCAAAGCACUUCGAAUUCGGCUUCUGGCAGCAUAGCUUUGUCUGAGGUCUCUGGAAGUGUCAAAGUGGUGAUUUUUGAGUUUGGCUUUCCAGCUUACGUUCAGGGCUCCAUUCAACCAGACAAGCAACACCGAGCUUUGUACGAAGUAUGGUAUGGUGGCAAUAGCACUCCGUCGCAAGGUUUGAAGGAUGCUCGCAAUUCUGGCUUCUGUAUUCAGGGCGCAAUCAUCGAUGAGUGGCUGGACGUUUGGAGUGCGGAUGAGGAAUAUGAGAAUUGCAACGCGGAGCUGAAGUCGAAAUUUGGCCAUUCUAGCUGUGGCCCGAUGACAGAUGCAGGGAUGUUGGCAGUGGCAUACCAGGGCCUCGUUGGCCAGUUCCACACCUUUGGGCAACAUUGUAUCCAGAAGCGUUUUGAAACAGUGGAUCCAGCAGCUCGAUUUCGAUUUGACCAGGCGCCUGCUGCUGACUACAUUGCACCGUCCACUUGCUCUGCAGUUCUGAUGAAGCGUGGAGUCACCUUGAUCGUCUUCUACGUGGCUUGUAGUCUUUUUGUUCUAGUUGGGCUGAGCUCUUUGUGUUUGCUGGUGUGCAAAAGGACAAGGCCUUUAGGGCAAGAUGGAAAGACUCCUCAAAACUGCUACAACUUGGAACAGCUCAUGCAAAGCAGCUCUUCCCGCAAGAUCCUGGAGGACAUUUCUUCUAUGCCAUACGGGAAGCUUUUGGCAAGCAAGGUCGCAGAAGCUUUGGAAGACGGAUUGGAGAUUCCUAUCCAAUACAGUCAUUUGAAGGGGUACUGUGGUUGGGGCAUUGCCAAAGUGAACGGCUCAUUCUCCUACCAUCGUUUGCAGUACAACGGCCGCGGACGAGGUGCCUCUGCCGAGACAUGGGAAACUUCUCAGGCCUUCAUCCGUUGGCUCCAGGAACAAUCAGAUCGCUCAAUGGCAGUCUAUGGGUUUACAGAUGCAGAGCUCAGGCGCACAGAGCUCAUUGGGAACCGGACAGUUACCCGAAAACAACUCUUGGAAGCUUUAGAUGCUGCUGGUAGCUUUCAAGAUGCAGAGCACGUGACUGGAGAAGCUCAAACUACUGUGGAAUUCCUUGGGAUGAAAGUUGGCAUUUCUGUGAGUCUCUCAUUCACGGCCAACCCACUAUUUCUAAGCAGUGUGAUCGAAGAAAGCUUGUUCACGUCGGGUGAUGACAGCGACAUGAAAGCAUGGCUUAGCAGUACCGGAACGAGCAUGAGGCACUUUCUGGCGCUUCUCGUCAACACCCACCUGCAAGUCCAGGCGGAUCGUUUGAGGCGUCAAAUGGAGCACGAAGUUGAAGCUGCAGCUGCUGAAGAGCAGCGACGUCAAGUUCCAGAGUUGGUGGAUCAGGUUUCAAUUCGCAGGCGAGCUUGCUACAAUAUUUGGCACCGAGUCUUGGAAGGCUAUCACGCUUGGGAAGCAAUGCUUGGGCAGCGAACAUCUCCUAAGUUUGAGGAGGCUGAGGUGGAGCGAUAUUUUGUCGAAGCCCUGAUAUCACGCCUGUCAGGGUCUAUGGCUGAGCAUUUGAUUCACUCCCCUGAAUGGCUUUCGUGCGUUCACCGCAAAGUGAUCCAGACCCUUGAAAAAUCAGAGGAUUCGUAUGGCAACCAAUCCUUUUCAUGUCAUAUGGACUAUGCGGACAUUUGCUUGCCACUGGAAGUCUUCUGUCGCAACUCCAAUAUUUUUGCACCAAAGCAAGGCAUCAACUUUGACGACAUCAAUGACUGCGGACUCUUGUCUCUCGAAGGACCCAAGCUACAGAGGGUGCAAAAGACAUGGAGAGAGCCUGUCGGCCUUUGGGUUGCCUUCCAUUUUGUAGUGAACUACAAAUGGGUUUUGACCAUUGCCCUGUGGCUCUUGUGGUGCGCAGUGCUUUUGCAUGAUAGCAAAGCAUUUGAAGACUGGGUUGGCUUGAGCAGCCGAGAGCCAACCUUGACACGAUUUACCGCAUACAGCCUGGCUUUUAUCGAUUCCCUUUGGCUUUGUUUCUUGAUGAUUUGCGAAGUCUUUGUCAGUGAUUCUCCCACACGGGCAAGCAUUGGCCGAGUAAAUUGCAAUCGUUGCCUUCGCUUUCUUCGGGCUUGCAGAGUUUUCCCGACCCUCUUGCUGGCAGUUGCGUGGGCCUGGAUUUCCUGGCCAGAAGUGGUUCUAGAUGUGCUGGAAAGGUGCAAUGUUGAUGUUUCCCAGAUCAAUGUGUUGCCAAAAGACUUUGCAGCUACCAUAUGGUAUGCUCCUGUGGUGUGGAUUGCAUUGCGCUUUGCGUAUGGCAUCACUCCUCGUUUCAAGGCCACCAAUGCCUUCCAAUUGCUUCAUAUGGCCUACUGGAAGAGGAUUGCUUUGUUCUGGGCCACUUUUGGUGCCUUUUGCUUCUUGUGCAACUACUCCAUGCUGGUUUCACUAGUGCGAUCACUGACUCCUUACCAACUUUGCGCCGUGAAUGACAACGAUGAGGACUUUUGCAGCACAUACACCGUGAAGAUUCUUGACAAUGACAUUCUUGUGAAGGAUGUGCGCUGUAUAGCUUGCAUGGCAACUGUCAUUGUGGCCUGGACUUUGGUGAUAUUGAGCAGCCUGCUGAUGAUGUACUUCAUCUUCAAUGUCUACGUGGCCAUUGUAGGGAGCUCUGUGGGUGCCGCUCGUGGUUUUGUGGAGACCAGCAUUCCAUCUCUCGAGUUCCGAGUGGAAACGGUGACUUCUGACUUUGGACAAAUGAGAAAAGCAGAGGCAAAUUGGAUGACGCAUGGUUCAAUCCUCAAUGCUGUCUUCGGCAAAGAUUGGCAACGAGUCUGGGAGAUGAUGGUCGAUGGCCUUUAUGAUGAGUGUUUGAUCGAUGGCAAAAUGCGGAACAAUCUGUUGACAGCUGCCAAGACAGGCGGAUCUGUCAAACUGUCCGCAAAGGACACCCACAUGCUCGAUCGUGCCAGAGCGAGACUAGGCUACUUGUUUACUAGUCUGAGAUGCAUCCUGGGUGACAGCAAUAUCAAUUUCAAGCCAUAUGUGCCAACUGCUGAUGGAUCGUGUGAUGCCUUGGGAAUCACUCACAAGGGAUGGAUUCCUUCCUUGACUCAGAUUGUUCCAGUCUAUAGUGAAGAGGGCAUCAUGGACAUCAAAGAGCUUGUGGGAGAGCCUAAAGCGGGAGCAGUCUCAACGAUGCUGGAGUUUUUGAUCUCUCAGCUACCACAGGAAUGGGAAAUUUUUGCUCAGAAUCAGGGCAUGCACCCAACUGAACUCUAUGAGGAGAUUGUGCGAGGUGCAUCAAAAGCACAACAGGAUAAGGUUCGGGAGUGGGCCUCCCACCGGGCUCAAAGUGUGAUUCGUACAGUCAAUGGAGCAGUGCACUACCAUAGAGCGUUGAAAGUCUUGCUAACAAGAGAAGAGUCCAAGGAAUCCAAAGAAGCUAGAGCGAUUGGUUUUGAGGACAUUCGCCAGCAUGCUCAGCUGAUCAUGGCUCAUCAGACCUACGGCAAGCUCAGCUUGGGAAAGUCUCAACAAGUGAAGAUUCAGCAUGGUGUGAUCACGUCGCCAGGACCUCAUGGCCUUCGAGUGAAUGAUCGAGUGCGUUUGACCUUGGAUUCUUUGAAUGCAGAAGAUGCUGUGGCCAAACGAGCAAUCGACAAGAUUUGGAAGAGUCGUGCCAUGGCAAAGCUGAAACAAAGGGCCAAGACUCAACAAGAAGUUGACGCUAUUCUCAGUGAUGGAGUCCAAGUGCAAGCUCUUGUUGAAGCAGCCAUGUCAGAGCCCAUGGAAGCUGACAUGCGUGACAUGGUGGCAAAAGUUUCGACAGAUCAAAGCAAAGGCAGCAGUGAUGGAUCUGGUAGCCAAGGCACGAGCUCCAUGGCCAGACAUCCGGCACUUUUAGGACGUUUGUGGGGCCAGGCUCAAGUCAAAGGCUUGCAAGGAUUUCGCUCGGGCCGUUUCUACACCGUCCAGGAAGUUGUGGAUGAAAGCACAGCCAUUUUGACAGACACCUCAGUAAAUUGCGGUACAGCGCGUUUGGAGAAGGCUGAACUUACAAAGCGUGAACAUGAUGUGCACUACAUGCUGGCAAAGCAUGGUGGUUGUCCAUUCUUUGUUUGCAUCGACUUUCAAAGAGGGAAAAGCCAUCCACGACUUGAAGAGAUGAUUGAUGCUCAUGUCAAGGUCGGUUGCUCGGGCGGAGAUCCAGAAACCUGGACAGACAUCCGCUUCAAGCACGCAAGUGUUCUCAUCAAACAUCGCGAUGCUGAGAGUGGUACAACUGAUCAGUCCUGGCCAAUCGAGAUAGUACACGUCCUGCCACGUGCCCGUGGCCUUCUGAUUGGUUCAGUCGGGAAUUUGACACAGGGCAAGGCCGGAAAUCAGCUUGGUGCACUUCGAUUUGCGGAAGGGCAUUUUGUUCAGAUGAUGGACGCAAACAUGGGAUGCUAUUCAGGCGAAACCUUCAAGGUGCCAGUUGUGCUUCAGGGUUUCCAUCGUUCGUCAAUCACUGAGGGUGACUAUGACCAUCGGUUGAAGCUGCAAGCCCGCAUCAUCGGCUUCAGAGAGCACAUUUUUACCAGGGAACAUGGCCUCGUCGGUCAGAUCAUGGCGGACGCGGAGUGGACCUUUGGCACCUUGGUGCAGCGGCUCUUGGAGUUCUUGACGGUUCGCAUGCAUUAUGGACAUCCGGAUUUCAUGGACGGUUUUUGGGCCGCCAACAGAGGUUCCGUCUCAAAGGCAUCUCCUCAUAUCAACCUCUCAGAGGACAUCUUUGCCGGCUUGAAUGUGAAAACAAGACAUGAACAAUCCGUCCACACAGAUUACUUAGAAUGGGAGAAAGGCAGAGAGGUUCAGUUUCUUGCAGGCUCAGGCUUCUUUUGGAAGAUUGCUAGUGGAUCAGUGGGCUUGCUAAGAACAAGAGACUUGAGGGCCCUUUGUGGCAAUGCAUCUGUGAUGGAGACCUUUGCUCUGUACUUUGCGACUGUGGCCUGGUACAUCCACAACGUUGUGGUGGACAUCAGUACUGAGGUCUUCCUUUUGAUCUUCAUUUACUUGACAUUGGCGUCAAAAUCCAUUACAGACUUGGGUGAGCUAGGCUCGAUGCUCGCAGCCGAAUGGUUUCUAACUCCAGCCUUUAGUGCGAUGCUGCCAGCCAUUAUAGGCCUUGGGAUCGAGUAUGGACCUUUCUGGAUGUUCAAGAACUAUCUUCUCACAGCUCCCAUGUCGAUGAUUUACUUCAUUUUUAUCAACAAGGCUAUGUCAUCUUCAGUGAGAACUACGUUUCUUGCCAAUACAGCAGAGUAUGUGAAUACAGGAAGACCUCAUGCCAACAAGAGCUACACUUUGAUGGAUGCCUUCCUUGCUUAUUGGAACUCGCACUAUCGGCCAGCCUUGCAGAUCCUCUAUUGCAUUGUUUUGUAUCGAGCUUUGAACAACGACGGAGCUUUGCCCAUGUUCUUGGUGUCCUUCACAGCGUUUGUCUGGAUAUUGGCACCCAUCCUGUUCCAGCCACCAACGAAAGCUGUCUAUGAGCAGGUCCGCGAAUUGGUGAGUUUCAUUGCGAAGUCUCCAAAUAUCAAUGAUCGUAUAGCUUCCGGUAAGGCUAGUUCUCUGUACGAAGCUGCGCUUGAACAAGAGCUCAAGCAGGCCAAUCGAUCCUUGGCACUUCCAAUGCUUUCCAGCAUCUUGACUUGCAUUUUGUACCUCUUCAUGACCUCCUCCAACAUUUUCGAUCAAACCUGGGCACCACUCUGCGGAAUGUUCAUCCUCUUCCUCUUCAGAUCCGUGGUUCGCUUUUCUGGAAUCAAAUCAGCUGGCAUGAUCGUGAUUGCCAUCCCCUGCCUCUCAUUGUUCGUGGUCUUUGUGUCUACAUUCAUUGUGGAAAAUCCUGACUUUGGCUCCCUGCUUGUGGCAACUAUGAUACUUAUUCGGUUCCUGAUCACCGCCAAGUUCCUGAUUUGGUCCUUCUUCGCGUUUGUCUUGCCGAGAGGGAGCCCUCUCGGAUACGAGCAAGUGGUCCGCUUCACCUUUGACUUUCUCUGCAUCUACGAAUGGCACUUCUUUGGGGCACUUGUGGUGCUUGUGUUGCAGGCAAUCUUUGCUAGCCUACUUUGGUUGCUUGAUCGACCACCUUUGCGACUGCGUACUGGGCUCCUCUUGAACAAGAGAGUCUCCAAAGGAUGCGUGCGCAAAAUCUUCGGUGCACCAGACCGUGAGGAGGAGGAGGAAUGCCAUACUGUGAAAGUAUGCUGAAAUGCGAAUUCUGAAUUGGUGACGUUGAUAAUGGGACGUCUAGAGAUUUUGGGCAUUCAGCCUCAGCUUGUCCUUUGCGAAGCUUUGGCUGUUUGCGUUUGUAAAGGUUGCAUGCGGGCAAGUAUAUGGUUGGCGUUGUCUCCAAAUUUGAAGACCAUUUUGGAUUCGACCCUGACUAAAAGCUGCAAUUAGACACUGGGUCGUGACCUAUAGUGCAUGUACAGCUCGUCCGGACCAAGAAUGCUAUAGAUACAUGGCAGCUAGGCCUGAUGCAACAAGAGGCACCAUCCCAGCCGCCCAAGUGCUUCGUCGAUUGUGAACGCGACUGCUUCGAAACGAGGCUGCGAAAGAUUCAGAUGUAUCCGAAUUGAAUGAACAAACAGGUGAGCAGAGCACAUGUCUACUUCGACACCUAAAAAGAAGUGUUGCUCGAGUUCUCUUUUUGCAU